CGCAGCCAGAAAAUGGCGGAUGUUGAGGAGUUACGGGUAGGCGAAAGUGUUCUGAUAGCUGGCCGCUGCUUUGCACUUGUCGGAGUUUUUAAAAGUUUUCUUUGCUAGGUUUGACCUGUUAUCGUUUUAUUUCUUUAUAAACAACCCAAAAACAGUCAAUUAGCAUCGUUUUAUCGCCCAAGGAGCGUCGAUAUGUUGUUUUUUUCGCAGUCGGUAGGCCAGAGAGUCGACACUAUGAAGCCCGGACCUGUUCUAAACUGCUAGCACUAGCCGCCUAGCCUGCUAGCUUCCAGCUGCUUCGCUAGCUAUCAAGAAUAUGAUAUCAAGUUUCCGCGUCUCGGAGCUCCAGGUACUGCUAGGUUUUGCCGAAAGGAACAAGAGUGGUCGCAAAGAUGAACUUCUGCUGAGAGCUUUGCAUUUGCUAAAGAGUGACUGUAGCCCUGCCGUGCAGCUCAAAAUCAAGGACCUCUAUCGCCGGAGAUACCCGAGGACAUUAGACAGUCUUGCAGAGCUGUCUGCUCUAAAGUCAAGCAUAAAUUCAUACCUAGACUCUGAAGAGAGCUCACCAGUUGUGAGCCUGGACCUUUCUUUUGGUGCUAGUACGUCAGACUUGCCUCGUCAUCAUCAGCACUUGGUGCCUGUUAACUCGGCUGCGUUACAUGACCCAAAGCCCAGGAUGAACAUGCAGCAGCCGACACCACUCAUGCCUCCCGUCCACCCGGACGUCCAGAUGAAGUCUCUGCCGUUUUAUGACGUGUUGGACGUUUUGAUUAAACCAUCAAGUUUAGGAGCCAGUCCUGUUCAGAGGUUCCAUCAAGAAAAAUACUUUAUUUUUGCCUUGACCCCACAGCAAGUGCGGGAAGUUUGCAUUUCACGGGAUUUUCGUCCUGGUGGCAGAAGAGAUUAUAUGGUUCAAAUACAACUCCGCUUCUGCCUUUCAGAGACUAGCUGCCCUCAAGAGGACAACUAUCCCAAUAGUCUUUGCAUCAAAGUCAAUGGGAAGCUCUUUCCUCUCCCAGGCUAUGCGCCGCCCCCUAAAAAUGGUGUUGAGCAGAAGAGACCAGGCAGACCUUUGAACAUCACAUCUCUUGUCAGACUAUCCUCCGCGGUCCCCAAUCAGAUAUCAGUUACGUGGGCGCCUGAAAUUGGAAAGACUUACUCCAUGUCUGUGUAUUUGGUGCGGCAGCUGACAUCACCGUUGUUACUACAGAGAUUAAGAAUGAAGGGAAUCAGGAACCCCGACCACUCGAGAGCACUUAUAAAAGAAAAGCUCACCGCAGAUCCCGACAGUGAAAUAGCGACAACCAGCUUGCGAGUCUCACUCAUGUGCCCACUUGGAAAGAUGCGCCUUACGGUGCCGUGUCGAGCCGUGACCUGCUCUCAUCUCCAGUGUUUCGACGCCGCACUCUACCUUCAGAUGAACGAGAAAAAGCCCACCUGGAUCUGCCCUGUGUGUGACAAGAAAGCAGCAUACGAGAGUCUAAUCAUUGAUGGGCUCUUUAUGGAAAUAUUAAAUGACUGCACAGAUGUGGACGAAAUCAAGUUCCAAGAGGACGGGACCUGGUGCCCAAUGAGACCAAAGAAGGAGACGCUGAAAGUUUCAUCUCCAUGUUUACCCAAAAUUGAGUACCCAGCCCCUUUGCGUCCGAGUGCAGUCGUUCCUCACUCAGAGCCCAGCAGUACAAAAAAAGCUGAUGUGAUUGACCUGACGCUGGAAAGCUCAUCAGACGAAGAAGCCGAACCAGACCCUCCCUUGAAAAAGCGGCGUUUGUACAUGUCAAAAUCUGAGGAGAUGCAUAGCAGCAAAGGUGUUUUGACCUAUCAGCCAUCACCGGUUCGAAUGCCAAAUGUACAGCCUCUGGACCCUUCCUACUUGACUUCCUCAAUUGCAGACUAUACAGUUCCAUUCCACCAUACAACACUGUCCACGAUUCCCACUGAUAUGUCAGGUCUUGACUUAUUUUCGUUACUUCAAGCAGACCCCCAGCCUUACCGGACCCCUGUGUUCCUGGAGAAUCUGUCCAGCAGCAUUCAGAGUGGCACCAGCAGCUCUAGUCUCAUGGCCUCAUCUGUCCAGUACGAUUCAACUUCACAUCGAGGAAGCUCCAGCCACGAAACAGGUGUCAUCACCAGCGGAUCCUCAUCACUUUCAGACAUUAUCUCGCUAGAUUAAGUCACAGUUUCAGUAUCCCUAGUCAUCAGGCAAACUGCCACGGGCUGUGUCUAAAAAUAAACUCUUCAAUUUCAGUUCAAUAUUAUUUACUAAUAUGGUAGCUAAUAUGCACAUGGAAAACAAGGUUAGUUGCAAUCUAAUGAUAUUCAGAAACCUCUCAAUGUCUGUCUGCAUUUCUAAGGCAGUCUUUUUAAUAGUGACUGAUACCCAUUGCCUUCUUGCCUGGGAGAACUCAACAAACAAUUCAUCAAGCAGAGGAACUGGGAACUUUAGACACAUUGGGACUAGUUUAUGGACCCGCGUGUAUUUGUAUGUGAACCUUGUAUCCUCUUUUUACUAUUUAAGCCGCAUUUUUUUAAUCAAUCACCUCAAACCUCAACGAUGACCUUUAUUAUUUGGAAAAAUCAGGAGUGUACAUAAUUUUUAUAUUGAGUGGCAAGCAUACAACUCAGUAUCUGUUUCAGUGAAUUUGUUUUAUUGCAUAAUGUUUGGGUCACAAUGUUGUGCUGCAGUGAGUUUGUAGAUUUGGUUGUUUUGGGCUAUUCAGGUUGGUGGAGACAUAAUCAAGCCAUGAUGCAAUGACAUUGUGUGUGUAUUUACACACAUUUUACCCCCCCCCCCCCUUUCCUGAGUUUUGUGAAACUUCUGUACUAUUUUAUACCACUUAGACAUUUUUAAAGAGAAAAAAAAGGUGCUGCAUAAGCUGGUUUCACAGCAAUGCUUAGACCUGAAAGUCAAAAUAGUCAAAUCAGGGCUCUUAGCCCAGGGGGAUACACUGUGAAACAGGUUUCCUGGUUGGGUUCAACGCCAGCGUGACACUUGCCACCAAAUUGCUAAUUGUUCUCUAUCUUCGUGCAUUUGAUUUUGGUUUUCUGAAUUCAGCUGAUGAUUUUUUUUUAUUUGUUUGUUUUGUUUGUGUUCCAAGGUGUACACCAACAUAUAAAGCGCUAGCAGGCCAGGUCCUAUUAAACACAGAAAUUUCUGCCACCAGCUUCAACUGGAAACCAAGUCAUGGUUUCUGCUGGCACUUUUAAUUCACUUAGAUGCAACCUAAAAAUGUACUUUACUUUUAAAAAUGGCUUCAUGCUGAAACUCCCGUGUGUUCUAAGAAAUAAGUUAUCUAUGCUUUCUAAUAUGUAAUAAAGCACAUGAUCACUUUUUUUAGGGCAUUUCAUUGUAGCUUGACCAAAAUGCUGAACUUAAGUCAACCAAGCGAUGGAGUGCAAAUCUAAACACUAAGAAAGGAAGCAAAUUACUCAAGUGAGUCUUAAAAAAAUAGCUAAAGCGCACUGAGAUUUGCCUGUAUGUGCUGUGGAUGUCCACCAAGAUAUCACCAGUAUCUUUUCACUGCCUUUAGGCUUAGAGAAGUUGAGAAAAUGCCACCUGUAUACCACCAAACUGUAUAAAUUCAAGGAAACUGUAUAAUAAGCACAACUGUAGCAAGUGACUUGCCUACUUGUUCAUAUAUGCUAUUUUAAAAGCCAAGAAGCUCCUGAGUGCAAAACCAGUUCCAUCUUUGCUGUGAGUUCAAAACUUUCCCAGCAUAAUCUAAGACAUAAGACUAUUAUUAAUCUAAUACAGUGGUGGUAAUAGUGGGUUGAAAUCCACCUGAUUUUCAAGUCUGAACAAAAGUAACCUGGUUUUAGAGUAGAAGAUGGCACAAAUUUUUCAAAAGCAUUAAAUGUGUGUUUUCAAAAAGUUAAACAUAUUUUCCAUUUUUUUUUUCUUUUACUUGAAAUGCUUAGAUAGAAGAAUUAAUCUCCUUUUAAAACUGAUGAAUUCUACCGUAUAAGCCAUAUUUCGUUUUAGGAUUUCAUUUGUGGGCUUAGCUCUGCUAUCUGCAAGCCUCAGCCGAAUUUAUGUAACUUUUUGUUUUUUUCCCCUCCUAAUUCACUUCUUGUUAAUUUUUUACAACAUUUGCGCUUUUGUAUUUAUUUAAAUAACUGGUUAUUGUAUUAGAAAUUAUAGUAACCGAUCCUCGUACUUGCGUUUUGACUUUUGUGUCAGAUUUGGAUGGUGUCAAUGAAGAGAACUGAUGGGUGCAAUUCCAUAUAGUUAUUUAUAAUAUGUAUUGAUUUCAAAUGAUUGUACUCCAAAUGCUUAUUUUUGACUCGAAUUGUGCCAUUUAAACAUAUGCAGCAAAACACAGUAAAUGAUGUCUAUGAUGUCUAUCUGAA
Molecule: messenger RNA, 4350 nt
Organism: Clarias gariepinus (North African catfish)
Lineage: Eukaryota; Metazoa; Chordata; Actinopteri; Siluriformes; Clariidae
Gene: pias2
Product: protein inhibitor of activated STAT, 2
Exons: 14
Coding region: 317-2173 (618 amino acids)
Biological process (GO): protein sumoylation; regulation of transcription by RNA polymerase II
Molecular function (GO): zinc ion binding; SUMO ligase activity; transcription coregulator activity
Source: RefSeq, a predicted model, not a curated record